Molecule: messenger RNA, 1349 nt
Organism: Selaginella moellendorffii
Lineage: Eukaryota; Viridiplantae; Streptophyta; Lycopodiopsida; Selaginellales; Selaginellaceae
Product: peroxidase A2
Exons: 3
Coding region: 42-1073 (343 amino acids)
Biological process (GO): response to oxidative stress; hydrogen peroxide catabolic process
Molecular function (GO): heme binding; peroxidase activity
Source: RefSeq, a predicted model, not a curated record
UCGUUCUCUUUCGUUCUUCUUUUCACGUCUCGUCGAGUUGUAUGAGAAGAAUGGCGGCGUCGACGAACAAGGAGAGUGCGCUGUUGCUGACUUUGGUGGCCUUGCAUCUGUCGCUAUUUUCUUCCUGUGUGUCUGCCCAUCCGCCUUCUUCUUCUUUCCCGCUGAGCCCCACUUUCUACGCUUACUCGUGCCCGAAUCUCUUGUCCAUCGUGAGAGGCGUUCUCUCUAGAGCUGUGGAGCGAGAGCCAAGGAUGGCGGCCUCGCUCCUCCGCCUGCAUUUCCACGACUGCUUUGUCAUGGGGUGCGAUGGAUCUGUUCUUCUCGACGACCAGCCGGGCUUCACCGGCGAGAAGACGUCCAAUCCGAACAGAAACUCCGCCAGAGGCUUUGAGGUUGUGGACGACGUGAAAGCCGCGGUGGAAAGCGCCUGCCCCGGAGUCGUGUCUUGCGCCGACGUGCUCGCUAUCAUCGCUGAGCAAAGCGUGGAACUGACUUACGGGCCUUCCUGGACGGUGCUCCUGGGACGUAGAGACAGCACCACAGCGAGCUUAUCCGGCUCUAACAACGAUAUACCACCUCCCACGUCCACGCUCGCCCAGCUUAUCGCCAGCUUCCAGCGGAAAGGACUCUCCGUGCAGGAUCUCGUCGCUCUGUCGGGCUCGCAUACCAUUGGAAAUGCUCGUUGCACCAGCUUCAGGGACCGGCUAUACAACUUCAGUAACACCGGUCGUCCCGAUCCAAGCCUCGACCAAGGAUACUUGAGAGAGCUGCAGGCAAGAUGUCCACCGUCAGGAGGUGACAACAACAUUUUCAACCUGGAUUUGCAUACCCCGACCGAGUUCGAUACGUCCUACUUCACCAAUCUCAAGUUUAGCAAGGGCCUCCUCAACUCUGAUCAGGUCCUGUUUAGCACUCCCGGAGCCAGCACCAAGAACUUAGUGAGCACCUACGACUUUGCUCAGGAUAGUUUCUUCAAUGACUUUGCAGUUUCCAUGGUGAAGAUGGGAAACUUGAACCCUCUCACUGGUACCAACGGUGAGAUUCGGAAAAACUGCCGAGUCGUAAACAGCUGAAGAAUGAGAUACUCUUGUAACACUAUCACAACAAUCGCAUCAGAGAUUCCUCAAAGAGACAAGUCAAAUGAAAUAAUUUCACAUACCAAAAGGCUGUGCUUCGCUUUCUGAAUUUCCUUUCCGUUAUAGCACUACAGCAGACAUGCCUGCACUGUAGCCAUCAUAUUGUCUGAAGCUAAAACAAGAAAUAUUAAAAGUUACCUCGAAAAAGCAUCGGUGUCAAAUCAUUUUGCUUGUAAAGUUGCGACUGACGCGAGCCGCAGAAUGCCAAUCACA